This is a messenger RNA of Protopterus annectens (West African lungfish), 903 nucleotides long. Its product is annotated as taste receptor type 2 member 143-like. The transcript has a single exon. Gene Ontology annotation, cellular component: membrane. NCBI's taxonomy places the organism in Eukaryota, Metazoa, Chordata, Ceratodontiformes, Protopteridae. Gene Ontology annotation, molecular function: G protein-coupled receptor activity. The coding region runs from base 1 to 903 and encodes 300 amino acids. The record is from RefSeq and is a predicted model, not a curated record. Gene Ontology annotation, biological process: sensory perception of taste; G protein-coupled receptor signaling pathway.
AUGACAACAGCACUGGUUAUUUCAAUGACUCUGAUGGCCUUUCUUGGGCUCCCUGGAAAUAUUUUUAUUAUCAGCACAGCCAUUCAUGACUAUCACAAAUCUGGAGAUUUUCCACCGAAGAACUUGAUCUUGAUAAGUGUAGCAGCUUCAAACAUUUUCUUCCAGUCUGCAUUGUAUGUCAUGUGCUUGGUGAUGGUGCUUGGCACUUUCUGCUACACCAUGAAAUACUCCAUUUUCUUUACUCAGUUCACUGCCUGCAUGAACACAUGGCUCACAGCUUGGCUUUGUGUUUUUUACUGGGUUAAGAUCACCAACAGCUCUACGUGGUUUGUCACCAGUCUGAAGCAUCAUAUUGUGCAAAUAGUUCCCUUCAUACUUCUUCUGACAGUAGCAGGAAGUGGCAUUUUAAGUAGCAUCAUAUUAUUUAAUGAAACACCCUUUGAUCAGGCAAACCAAACUAUGAUUCUUAGCAUGGGAAACUGUACCAUUAAUAACAGGCUGUUCCAGUUUAUGAUGAGCUGCUUUGUGGUUUAUGUCGUUAUUACCUGUGUCGUACCUUUUGCACUCAUGGUCAGCAGCAGUUUUCUCAUCAUCCUCACCCUCUGCCAACACGCUAGCAGGAUGAAGACAAGCUUGGAUGGCAUCAGCAGUUCUCGCUUUGAUGUUCAUGUCCGGGUUGCCAAAAUGAUCGUCAGCCUCAUAUUCAGCUACAUUGGUUUUCUGGUCUUCAUCUUUUUAUCCAUAUUCCACCAGGAGCUCGCUCAGGAAUCCUCCUUUUACAUAUUUGCUUUCUUCUUACUGGACUAUCCCACGGUCAGCUCCUUCUUGAUCAUUUAUGGCAGCCCCAGGCUGUGGAAAUCAUGUGCCGUGGCAUGUCAUACCAAAAGAAGGACCUCAGAAUAG